CACCGCGAACACCGCCCUGCCAGGAGGCGGCAGCAGCAGCAGCAACCCGGAGCCACUCCGAAGCGCACCGCGCCGCCGCCACAUGCCGGCCAGCCCCGGCCCCUCCCGCCGCCUCGUCCCGUCCCGCCCCCGCGUGUAACCGGGCCGCUCCGCUCGCAGCCGCCGCGCCGCUCCUGUCCCGUCUCGUCUCGGCCCCGAAAUGCCCCUUUUCAGCGUGCCCAAAGAAGUGGCCAUCGGGACGGCGAUGCUGGGGGUCGCCUUUGCCACUGGGAUGCUCGCAGGUAAAAGAUACCCUUUAAUUUUUGGGACAUCCAAAUCACCCAGGAGUAUUACUGGGAAAAACAGUCCUGUCUGGCAAUACAUGCUGGAUCACUCUUUGCGGGAACAUCCAAUUCUAAAGAAACUGCGACUGCUCACCGCUGAGCAUCCCUGGGGUAGAAUAAUGGUGUCCUGUGACCAGGCUCAGCUUAUGGCAAAUUUGGUCAAACUCAUUAAAGCCAAGAAAGUUAUUGAAAUAGGUGUUUUCACAGGUUAUAAUACCUUGAAUAUGGCACUUGUCCUGCCAGAUAAUGGCAGAGUUGUUGCCUGUGAUAUAAAUGAGGAUGAUGUCAACAUUGGAAAACCACUGUGGAAGGAGGCAGGAGUAGAGCAUAAAAUUGACCUACGGAUAAAGCCAGCAGUUCAAACACUUGAUGAACUGCUGGCCAGUGGAGAAGCGGAAACCUUUGACUUUGUUUUCAUUGAUGCGGAUAAAGAAAGCUACAAUGAGUACUAUGAAAAAAGUUUGCGCCUCGUAAAAAAAGGGGGAAUAAUAGCUAUUGAUAAUGUCCUACGGGGUGGAAGGGUGCUAAACCCAAGAAAGGAUGACUUGGCAACUCAGAGCAUCCACCACCUGAAUGAAAAGCUGCUCAGAGAUACACGGGUCAAUAUCAGCAUGAUCCCAAUGGGGGAUGGAGUCACAUUAGCAUUCAAGUUGUAACUGAAGGAAUCCCAGCAGAUGGGAGACACAAGCAGCAUCAAAUAAUAAGGAAAAAUGCAGGCAGUAUCAAAAAUAUUCAGUUAACCUGUAUCUCCACUGGAUAGCAUAGUCUGGGAAAGUAGACUUUAGGAGCAGCAAGAUCCUAAAGGCAGCUCAGUUGAGAAGAGACUCAUUUUGAGAUUCACUACGGUUUCUUAUUCUAAUUGUAAUAAAGCAAAUAAAGUUAUGUGAAGUUGUCUUUGUAA
Strigops habroptila (Kakapo) is the source of this 1224-nucleotide messenger RNA. RefSeq names its product catechol-O-methyltransferase domain containing 1 (gene COMTD1). Lineage: Eukaryota; Metazoa; Chordata; Aves; Psittaciformes; Psittacidae. Gene Ontology annotation, molecular function: O-methyltransferase activity; S-adenosylmethionine-dependent methyltransferase activity. The coding region runs from base 200 to 979 and encodes 259 amino acids. The record is from RefSeq and is a predicted model, not a curated record. The transcript is spliced from 7 exons.